Molecule: messenger RNA, 615 nt
Organism: Acanthamoeba castellanii str. Neff
Lineage: Eukaryota; Discosea; Longamoebia; Acanthamoebidae
Exons: 3
Coding region: 1-615 (204 amino acids)
Source: RefSeq, a predicted model, not a curated record
AUGGAGAAGGGGCAGAAGCGAACGAGGGCAGACGAAGUCAGGGCCCGGCGAGAGGUGGAGGACACACGACGCAGGCGAGACACCAAGCGCUACGAGGCCUGGUGCACGAAGCGGGAGGCGGGCGAGCAGCUUGGUGUGGACCCCAUACCAACGUGCUGCCCCUGCUUUGACAACUGUGGUGAGUGCGCUAGUUCACUCAACGACUAUGGGCCAAAGCGCAAGAUCAACAUCCACACACUUGAGGAGGAGUGUGCCCACCUCUGCCCCAAUGGGCUGGACAGGGAAACACUGAAGCAGAUCAGUGAGGACCCUGAGUGGCAUCUUGCCCCACAGGCAAGCACCCCCCAAACCAGCAAGCCACACAGGCACUCAGGGGUCCAACACUCCUUCUCUCUUGACCUCAACACCACCAAGGACAACUCCAUCACCUGCCACAAAACACUCUCCUCCUCCUUCUCCUUCUUCCACCCAGAGGACCAGUCCCUCCACUUUACACCCUACAUCAUUGGCCAGAAAAAGCAAGGGCAAGUGGAUGUUGAGCCAAAGGAGUGCUACCUUGUGCAUUACUGGCCAGAAGACUUGUACACCCUCUUCCACUCACAAGCCAAAGGGUAG